This is a messenger RNA of Pararge aegeria (speckled wood butterfly), 964 nucleotides long. RefSeq names its product translationally-controlled tumor protein homolog (gene Tctp). The transcript has 3 exons. Gene Ontology annotation, cellular component: cytoplasm. The coding region runs from base 134 to 652 and encodes 172 amino acids. The record is from RefSeq and is a predicted model, not a curated record. Lineage: Eukaryota; Metazoa; Arthropoda; Insecta; Lepidoptera; Nymphalidae. Gene Ontology annotation, molecular function: calcium ion binding.
UCGGUUUUGGCAACACUGGUGUAUGUCUAUUUUCCUUCUUUUCUUUAUAUCAAAGCCCUUUCCGGUUUAGUUCCUGGGGCUAGAAGCCGUAGUUUCGGUUUUUAUUAUUUUAAAUCGCCCAGAAUCCUUCAAAAUGAGAAUCUAUAAGGAUAUUAUUACCGGCGACGAAAUGUUCUCCGACACAUACAAAAUCAAACUGGUCGAUGAAGUGAUUUACGAAGUCACCGGUAAAUUGGAAACUAGAACACAGGGCGAUAUCAGAAUCGAGGGUUUCAACCCCUCGGCUGAGGAGGCGGACGAGGGCACAGACUCCGCGUGCGAGAGCGGUGUAGACAUUGUGUUAAAUCACCGACUUGUGGAGUCCUAUGCCUUUGGGGACAAGAAAUCCUACACUUUAUACCUUAAGGAUUACAUGAAAAAAUUAGUAGCAAAAUUGGAAGAGACGUCACCUGACCAAGUAGAAGUAUUCAAGACCAACAUGAACAAAGUAAUGAAAGACAUUCUCAGUAGGUUUAAGGAACUCCAAUUCUUCACUGGCGAAUCCAUGGAUUGUGAUGGCAUGGUUGCUCUCAUGGAGUACAGGGAUAUCAACGGUGUCUCCACCCCUGUCAUGAUGUUUUACAAGCAUGGCCUUGAAGAAGAGAAAUUUUAAGACAUAUUGCAGAAGAAAUAUAUCAAUACUUUAACCUUAACUGUUCUUUGUUACCAUCAGUAUAACAAAGUUUUUUGAUGUUUAUAAAUGCAGUGUCUAUAUACUCUUUCUCUGAGCAUAAGUAUCGAAGUACAGCUUAAGUGACACUAAUUCAUAUUCCCUUACCAGAGCCUACUAUUUCCUUUUUUUUAAUUUAUUUAUUCAAAUCAUGUCCGCUCAGCUCAGUAAUCAGCUAUGGCUACUCCCCAUCAAAGGCUGAACUUUUGUAAAAUUAAUCUUGCAUAUGAUUAAAUAAUUUAAUGAACAACUGAA